AUGUCAGACGAAGUUUCCCAAUUCCUCGAAUCUGUCGAGCGCCUUCGAGGCCAGCAAAUUGAAGAAGACGAGGUCCGCGCCCGUGAACUAGAAGAGUAUCUGGCUGCCAAGCGAGAGCGUCAGGCCCGAAGAGAAGAACGCGCCAGGUCGAUAUCUCCACAGAAAUCCUCGCCAGCAAACACGCCGUCACCACGAUCGAGUCGCCAGACCUCACGAGUCGGGGAACCACCACGGGUCGAUUUGCCGGCCGCUCUUGAGGACUCGACGGAACUAUCCUUCGCCUACACAGAAGGCGAUUCGGAAAACAUGGCCUUUUCGUCCCCUACAAAGGAGAACGAGUCACCUGCCGAUGCCGACAAGCGAAGCACACCACCUGCGCGCUCCAACGCAUUGUCGUGGCAGAGAAGACCGACAUCACGAGGCGGUACCAGGCCUCUGAGCAUGGUUGCCGCCCAAAACGCAACCCAGAGGUCCCUUGUAGGGUCGCCAGAACCCGCGCCACUCUCAGCAACCGAACCCAGCUUCUCGAGGGACCAGAUUGCGCAAAACCUCCUGGCCAAGGACCCGUCCUGGUUUCGCCAGACCUCUGAUAGGGGACAGGGUUCAGCAGCAUACAGGCGCAAUCAGGUGGAGGAUGACGAGCGCUCAGAUGUGAGCUCGGGCAGGGCUCAGCUGCCUGGUAUGUCUGACACUACCAGAGAGCGAUCGACGUCGGCCACUAGCUCGACAACGACUGUGACCGCUCGCGAGGGGCUGGCUUCGCCCCUCCCUAUAUCUGAGUCCAGUUUCGACAGGUCUUUCGAGCCGUCUUCCGAUGAGCUCCCACUCAAAUCGCCAACCGAGUUGCCCUCAAGCCGACCCACUUCACCUACCAAAGGAAUGGGUGGCUUCGUUCAGAGUGCUAUGAUGAAAAGAUCUGACAGCGUGAAACGGUGGAGUGUACAAACGUCUGGCCUUACGAGAGCAGACACGGUCACCCCAAGCCGCAAUGGCACCGGCCGUGAUCGACCUACGUUUCCCCGCAGCCAUUCCAAGACCCCGAGCUUGAGUCGACCAACCUCGCAGCACGGCGAACGACAAGCCAGUAGCGGAGACACCACUGCAGUGUCAGAGGUGACCUCGCCAGCGGGGACAGAGGGCGAUUCCCACACCAACGAUACUGCAGUACCUGUGAGCCCCUCCAAGACCAUGGACACGAGGAGGUGGAGUCCGACCAAAUCGAGCUGGCUAGAGACGGCCCUCAACAGGCCCGAGUCGCCAAAGCCCCAGCCCAAGCCUCAGACACCGAGCCAACCAGCUUGGAAGGAACAGUUGAACCGAAAGGCUGGCAGUACCGCAGAGAACGACACUGGGCGCCCUGCAUCAGUGUCUCAUCGCCAUCAGGUCAGCAUCGGCGGUCUUCUGAGGUCUUCCCCUAUGGGUACUGGAGUCAAGUCCAACACGACUGACCUUGGAGGCAUCUACUCGCCACCAGCUAGAGGCAAUAGGCCAUCGUUGGGCCCCAGAAUCCCCUCGAAGCCCUCACACAUCAAAACUGAGGCCAAGCAAGAGCCACAGGCUGCGGCUAGCGGGGACGAUGAUUCUGCCGAGCCUCUGGCAGCUGAAGGAUCCACGCCCGUGGCUAAAUCACCCGCUCCUAAGCCGAAACCCCAGACGCCCCCCAAGGACUUUCGAGCAAAUCUUCGGCAGCGGCCUACAGAUUCUGGCCGCUCACAAGCUGCCGAGCCAGAGUUCAAAAACGCCCUUGGCAACUUGCGUCGAACCAAGACCCAGAAUUACGUGGCUCCGGAUGAGCUCAAGGGUAACAUCCUUCGAGGCAAGAACGCGCUCAACGUAACAGAUGGACCACAAAAGUCAGUGCGCAAGGAUGAAUUCAAGGAUGCAAUUCUUAAGAAGAAGGAAGACUUUAAAAAGGCACAGCAUGAGGGGAAGGGUGUUACCCGAACCCCUGUAACUGAUGCCAAUAAACCCCUGCCAGAAGGACUAGCACGUCGAAGCGAGCUUGGUAAGCUUCCAAAUGCUAGAGGCAAUACCACAGGGUCGGGAAACUCCGACGCUCCCAAGCCCUCCCCCGCGCCGAAGCCAUCGUCAGUAUCGUCACUAGGGGCCUCGUCACCUCAGGCGCAACAUGUGACGAGCCCUUCUCCCGAGCGUCUCACAAGGGUCUCUACGGAACCCGCUGCAAGCCCUUCUGACCCGACCACCCGUCGCGUACCAAGUCUUCCAAAAGAGACCAGCGCGCCGUCGUCCCUUCAAGGCCGUGUCGGAGGCGGCAAGUUGGCCGAUCGAUUCAACCCUGCACUGGCGGGCAUACUCGCGAGAGGGCCACCUCCCGCGUCCUCUGAAGGAUCGAGAGAGUCUCGGAACGCAACCGAGGCGACACCGACCAGUGGUCCUGAUGAACCAUCAAAGCCUGGACCUCAACUGACACACAUGACUAAGGGUCGUGCGCGCGGCCCUAAGAGGAAAGCACCCACGACCGCAGCGUCUACUCAGCCGCAAAAGGCACCAGAGGUCAAGUCGCAUCAGCAAGACCAUUCUGAGUCUGGCCCCGAGGAAGCUCGCACACCUGUGCGAGCUCUGCCAGUUCCUCCACAAAGCCACGGGACAAAGUCGACUUCGCCAAAAGUAGCGCCGAAGCCUUUAACUAAACCUUCUGUCAGCAGGACACCGGAGAAAGUCUCGCCUCAAGGUCGCCCGACGCCUCUGAGUAUCGGCACCAGGACCCCUGAUGCAGGACCAACUCGCGUCCUUCCAAUCCGCGGCCAACCCACCGGAGCCGACAAGCCUACAGCUGCGCCCGUGUCGCCAAUCAAACCCCACAAGACUGGAGGUGAUGUGUCGCAGCCGGAAUCACCGCGUAAGCUCGACAUGAAUCGCAUGUCCAGGUUCCUGGACGACUCUGCUGUCCGCAGCCGUGCGGACUCUGUUCCCCAGCCGAUCAGGAUGACUCACCAGCGUACUGGCUCGAGGUCACCGACCAAGGUUGAGCGCCCGCUGGAGCCACAACCGCUGUCGCCCACCAAGGUGGACCGCGAGCACACAGUGCCUGUGCGAAGUGCGGCUUCGCGAUUUGGUGGCGGUGUCAAGUCGCCCUCUAGCACCCGCGAGUCUCCCCCUGAAACCUUUGAUCGGGACUUGCUGCCUAGUAUGUCGAGAUCGCCGGGAUCACCCACGCGAGCACUGCCUACUCCAACGGCUGCGAGCGUGCGUUCUCCUAUCAGCAGAUCGCCGGUUCGCUCGCCCACUAAGGCCAGCAGUGAACUGUCGACCAUAUUGACACAGUUCUUCGGGCCUGGUCGCCCUCAACAGAACUGCAAAUUCGAUGCAGCUGAGCUUUUGGCCUCGAAGUCUAAUGGUCAUGGUAAAGUCAAGACCUUGGAUGUACGAAUGGUCCAACUCUCAGGGGAGGGCAAGACGCUUGAUAUACAGCAACAGUUUGAACGAACGCUAUUCGAAGAUGAAAUGUACAUCUGCACACAUGAUUUUAUGAGUGAGUCAGGGGCUCAGACCCUAAACGUCUAUUUCUGGGUGGGCGACGGAGUUCCUCGCGCGACAGCAGAUGACGCACAGCUCUUUGCACAAAGAGAGGCAAAGUCAAGGGGCGGAAGGAUGGUCAGACUUACACAAGGAAGCGAGACUUCAGAGUUCCUGCAGGCCUUGGGCGGAGCCAUUGUUGUUCUACGAGGCUCGAGCAAUAACUUCGAACCCACUGCCAAGAGGAUGCUAUGCGGUCGACGCCAUCUGGGGGAGGUCGUCUUUGACGAGGUCGACUUCCUCCAGAGCAGCCUCUGUGCUGGGUUUCCUUACCUAAUUACUGAGGCUGGCAAAUGCUUCUUGUGGAAGGGCAAAGGAAGCGCCGUCGAUGAACUCAGUUGCGCACGACUCAUCGGCAUGGAGCUCUCGCCCUCGGGCGAGCUCGUCGAGUGCGACGAAGAGUCUGAACCAGACGCUUUCUGGAACCUGUUCGCCCCAGGCACGAAGCCUCAUUCGGCUGAUCACUGGAGACUGAAGCCAAAGUAUGAGAAAUACGGCGGCAGACUGUUCUGCUCUGAUGCCGAUUCGCGCCAGCAGAUCUACGAGAUUUCGCCAUUCAGCCAGGCCGAUCUUCUGUCCACACACAUCUAUGUGCUCGACGCCUUUUUCGAGAUGUACGUCAUAGUUGGCUCCCGCACAGGGUCCAACUUCGCGUCGUUCCGCAACGCUCUCGAGUUUGCACAAGAAUACGCGAUCCUUGCCGCCAGCAUGGAGGACAGGCCCUUCGUGCCCACCAGCACGGUGGUCCUGGAGGGUGUGCCCCGAGACUUGAAGAGGGUUUUCCGCAAGUGGGAAGACAAGCGCAGCCCGACUGUGAUGAAAGAGACUGGCGGGUUGCGCAGAGGGAGGAGUCUGAGGGUUGUACCCCUGACGCAGGCGUUGCAGGCGCUCAAUGAGUGA
Molecule: messenger RNA, 4437 nt
Organism: Emericellopsis cladophorae
Lineage: Eukaryota; Fungi; Ascomycota; Sordariomycetes; Hypocreales; Bionectriaceae
Product: Villidin-like protein
Exons: 3
Coding region: 1-4437 (1478 amino acids)
Biological process (GO): actin filament severing; barbed-end actin filament capping
Molecular function (GO): actin filament binding; phosphatidylinositol-4,5-bisphosphate binding
Source: RefSeq, a predicted model, not a curated record